Messenger RNA from Aspergillus versicolor CBS 583.65, 1067 nucleotides. RefSeq lists its product as uncharacterized. Lineage: Eukaryota; Fungi; Ascomycota; Eurotiomycetes; Eurotiales; Aspergillaceae. Bases 125 to 823 code for a protein of 232 amino acids. The record is from RefSeq and is a predicted model, not a curated record. Gene Ontology annotation, molecular function: structural constituent of ribosome. Gene Ontology annotation, cellular component: ribosome. The transcript is spliced from 2 exons. Gene Ontology annotation, biological process: translation.
UCUAACGUGCCACCCUGAAACUUAAUCGAUAUCGCUAUUCCGUUAGGCCCGGCUCCUCUACUGUGAUAUUUUGCCGCCUCACUUGUUCCGCAAUAGUUGUGCUAGCCCUUUUGUGCGAGUAAAGAUGUUGCCCAGGCAUCUUUUACGGGCAAUUCAGCCCCUACGAUCGUCUAUAAUCCGACCGACCUCGAUUCUGUCCUCACAAACACCUGCCGCUCUUGAAUGUGGCCGACCAACCCUUAUCUCCCACCGACUCAUUACUUCCACUGCGGACGAAUCCUCACAGCAAGCAGAAUCUCCUGAAUCGAGCAUCCGACCAUCCGCCGACCCUCCGUCUCUCCGCACCUACCCCUACACCCUGAAACAAGGCAGAGUCGUUUCGGCCGGCCGUAUGGACCGUUGCGUUCACGUCGACGUUCGCCACACAAUUUGGGACGACUUCCUGCGAAAGUCGUACCCCAAGAUCACCAAAUUCAGAGUCUCGGAUCCGCGAAAUUCUCUGCGCCAUGGCGAUGUCAUUGAAUUCUCAUCCGGGUACCCUAAAAACCGUAACGUGCGCCAUGUUGUCGAGCGGAUCAUUACGCCGUUUGGUGUCUCUAUUGAAGACAGGCCUCCCGUCAUGUCAAGAGAAGAGAGGGAUGCGCUGCGCGCUGAGAAGAGACAAGCGAAAUUGGCGCGCAGGGAGCAGAGAAGGGCGGAGGCUGGUAUUCCCUCUUCUGAGACGCCUGGACACGGAAAGGAACAUAUUGGACGUAUUCGGAAGCUGGUCUUGGAGAGGACGGCCGGUGCCUCUGCGCCUACAGCUGGUGAGAGGUCGACUUAGAUGAAGUUUGGGCAUGGGCUGUAUUAUAUUGUUUUAUUAUUUUACAUAGGUUAUGUGUAUGGUUUACUGGGAACACCAAUCAAGCUAGAUUUCCAACGGACUCAUAAUACUGUUAAGAGGAGAGUUAAUGAUCCCACUGCUGUGGGUGGGUUAUAUAUAAGGGAAUGUACACCGUGGGUGACAGAACACUGCAUUUUCUUGCGGGAUGGUAACAAAGAGUACUAUCAAGUAAAUAUCAAGCAGU